CGGGUGAUUUUAUGCGUGAGAAGAAAAGUUUAUCUCUUGAAAAUGACGAUUACAACAAGCUGCUUUGAAAAAAAGAACGAGAAACAUCUUUCUUUUGCAAUUUUCUGUUGCGCCUUGCCUCCAAGCGGCCGCCGGCAGAAGCUUAAAUUUGACGUCAUGAAACCCUCGCGCGCGCGCGCGCGGCCAGGGCCAGCCAAAGCCGUCGCAGUCUUUCCGGAGUGUCGGUCGCUUGCCGCGUUUGUUUACCGCUAUCGGCGAUCUUCGCACGUGGUCCGUCGGAAACGUUAUCCCCGUCGGCGCUCCACGCAUGUAGUGCGUUACACGUGUGUUCCCACGGUCGUCGAUUGGUAUCGACGCAUUCGUCGCGGUGGAAGGAAAUGCCCAGACACUGCUGCGCCCAAGGCUGUUAUAACAGCAUCGUCGGUCGUGACUCGCCGUCACACACGUUUCCCAGAGACGAGAAGGUGCGUAAACUUUGGAUACGUGCCUGUCAGCCAUCACGCCCAGCCUGGAAACCUCUAAAAAAUGACUUCAUUUGCGCGGACCACUUCGUCGACGAUGAUUAUGCGACAAGCCCGGCUGUGCUGAAAAGCCUCGGCAUGCCGCUCAAAGGGCAGCGCCUAAAGCCUGACGCUGUGCCCUCGGUCUUCUCACGAAAACGCAAGGCAGGAAGGAUCAGCGGCGCGUUUGAAAAGAGGAGACGAAAAGAGAUCAUUAGCUCGGCCACCGCUUCGUACGAGUCCAAGCUUGGUGAAACCGUGCAGCUUCGACAUGACAUGCCUGUGGACAGCGAUGCCACAGCUGAAGUGGGUGCAUAUGUGGAGAUCAACGCGCCGGUCUGGGCUGCUGAAGCUUCUGAGCUGGUAAGAGCUCCAUACAAUGGCCCAUCGGGGUACCGAAUCGGUACCAGUGAAGUGAUGACACAAACGGAGGAUAGCAGAAUGCAGAGGGAGCCACAGGACGAGCAUGCAUAUGCAUCCAGGUGGCAUGCUCCAACAUACGCUUCUACGGCAACUGCAAAACAUUUCGAGGAAGUGUUUUUCAUUUCAGGCACCCAGGUCAACUUGUUUCUAUUCAAAUCUGAAAAGAGGCAUCGUGGAACGCAAGUGGACCUUGACAUGGAUCAGGACUACAUGAACAUGAAUGUGACUACGGGUAGAGGCAUUCUAAGAAAAAUCAUUCCAAUACGUUUUCCGGGUUACAACUGCAGGAUUGGACAAUCUAGCCGCUCUUUCUCUUCAUAUGGCCGGCGGAGUGGGUCCACCAAUUUGAGGUAAUCUUCGCCACGGAGGAGCUUUUGCGAUUGACAAAAGGCUGCAGGCCAUGUGAUGUUCAUGCCGUCCGAAUGGAGAACACCACGGGAUGUGUGUCGAACAGUGAACGGCACCUAUGUGAUGCGCGUGCUGCGUACAGUUGCAGCAGACGACAGGGUGCGUGUCGAACAGCAGAUAUGAUGGCAGUACAGUGAGUGUUUAGAAUGAAAGAAUGCCAUCUGCCCUUGGUCAGGGCAGUACAUUAAAGAACGAGACCUCGUUUUUGUUUGCUG
Dermacentor albipictus is the source of this 1546-nucleotide messenger RNA. Its product is annotated as peroxynitrite isomerase THAP4-like. Lineage: Eukaryota; Metazoa; Arthropoda; Arachnida; Ixodida; Ixodidae. The record is from RefSeq and is a predicted model, not a curated record.